AUGGGUUGCGGAAUGAGCACAGAGGAGAAGGAGGGCAAGCAGAGGAACGAGGAGAUUGAGAACCAGCUCAAGCGCGACAAGAUGAUGCAGCGCAACGAGAUCAAGAUGCUGCUCCUCGGAGCCGGAGAGUCCGGAAAGUCGACUAUCCUCAAGCAGAUGAAGCUCAUCCACGAGGGCGGAUACUCACGCGACGAGCGCGAGUCGUUCAAGGAGAUCAUCUUCAGCAACACCGUCCAGUCGAUGCGCGUCAUCCUCGAGGCCAUGGAGUCGCUCGAGCUGCCGCUCGACGACCAACGUGCCGAAUACCACGUCCAGACCAUCUUCAUGCAGCCGGCACAGAUUGAGGGCGACAGCCUGCCCCCGGAGGUUGGAAACGCCAUCUCAGUCCUGUGGAAGGACGCCGGUGUCCAACAGUGCUUCCAGCGCUCGCGCGAGUACCAGCUCAACGACUCCGCUAAAUACUACUUCGACUCCAUCGACCGUAUCGCUGCGCCCGACUACAUUCCCAACGACCAGGACGUGCUCCGAUCGCGUGUCAAGACGACUGGUAUCACCGAAACUACCUUCAUCAUCGGCGAUCUUACUUACCGCAUGUUCGAUGUCGGUGGUCAACGAUCCGAGCGUAAGAAGUGGAUACACUGCUUCGAGAACGUCACCACCAUCCUCUUCCUCGUCGCCAUCUCCGAAUACGACCAGCUGCUGUUCGAGGACGAGACCGUCAACCGUAUGCAAGAAGCCCUCACAUUGUUCGACUCCAUCUGCAACUCGCGGUGGUUCGUCAAGACAUCCAUCAUCCUGUUCCUCAACAAGAUCGAUCGCUUCAAGGAGAAGCUGCCCGUCAGCCCCAUGAAGAACUACUUUCCCGAUUACGAGGGCGGCCCAGACUACGCUGCUGCGUGUGACUACAUCCUGAACCGCUUCGUUUCGCUCAACCAACACGAGACAAAGCAAAUUUACACGCAUUUCACAUGUGCCACAGACACUAUGCAGAUCCGCUUCGUCAUGGCUGCAGUAAACGACAUUAUUAUUCAGGAGAACCUGCGGUUGUGCGGUUUGAUAUAA
Alternaria ethzedia is the source of this 1062-nucleotide messenger RNA. It is a transcript of the gene CGA1, whose product is annotated as Glucoamylase 1 precursor (Glucan 1,4-alpha-glucosidase) (1,4-alpha-D-glucan glucohydrolase). The coding region runs from base 1 to 1062 and encodes 353 amino acids. The transcript is spliced from 4 exons. Gene Ontology annotation, cellular component: heterotrimeric G-protein complex. Lineage: Eukaryota; Fungi; Ascomycota; Dothideomycetes; Pleosporales; Pleosporaceae. The record is from RefSeq and is a predicted model, not a curated record. Gene Ontology annotation, molecular function: G-protein beta/gamma-subunit complex binding; GTP binding; G protein-coupled receptor binding. Gene Ontology annotation, biological process: G protein-coupled receptor signaling pathway.